Messenger RNA from Ailuropoda melanoleuca (giant panda), 3632 nucleotides. RefSeq names its product PLAG1 like zinc finger 1 (gene PLAGL1). Gene Ontology annotation, cellular component: nucleoplasm. The transcript has 7 exons. Bases 1138 to 2529 code for a protein of 463 amino acids. Gene Ontology annotation, molecular function: DNA-binding transcription repressor activity, RNA polymerase II-specific; RNA polymerase II cis-regulatory region sequence-specific DNA binding; DNA-binding transcription activator activity, RNA polymerase II-specific. The record is from RefSeq and is a predicted model, not a curated record. Gene Ontology annotation, biological process: regulation of cytokine production; regulation of immune system process; negative regulation of transcription by RNA polymerase II. Lineage: Eukaryota; Metazoa; Chordata; Mammalia; Carnivora; Ursidae.
UCCUGGUGGUGACUUAAGUGAACAGUCUUCGAUACCGUGCGGGGCUUCGGGCUGGUUCGGGUCUACCUGCGCCAGCUCUGCACCUGGGCGACCUUGGCUUAGCCCACACGGAUGACUCAACCGGCCAGGCGUCUGGGCGCCUGUCCUCUUCCUCCGCCCAGGCCGCCGACCCCCUGGCUCCCCAGCGGGGCCUCCUCCUGCCACGUGACGCCCCCGCCAGGGGCCCCAGCGCCCUCCUCGCGGACGCGCCGUUCCGGCUCCCGGGCUCCGCCUGUGCGCGGCCUCCUCGGCGCAGCCAUCCUCGCGGCUGCCGAGGGCGGCAAAGCCCACGGCAUCUGCCAUUUGUCAUUCAGCCCGUCGGUACCGCCCCGAGCCUUGAUUUAGACACGUCUGGGGCGUAUUCUGGCCUCACUCUCCUGGCGGACGGACGAACGGACGGGGCGGCUCUCCUCCCAGCCCGGCAGACCGCGGGCCUUGGCGCGCGGGGUGCUUCCCCGGGUCGCCGUCAUGGCCGCGGAGGCGGCGCGCCCGAGCUGCCUCGCCUGAGUUCCGGGGGGCUCUUGACCCCGCAGGGUUGUUUCUGCCUCGUUGAUAAGUCCUCAUUGGCUUUGAUUGCUCUCACGUCUGAUGUGGCCUCUGUUUCACAUCACAUCUAACACUCCUCUGUACCUCAGACUGACAAAGGUAUUUGCAUAGGAAUCAGAGGAGUUAAUCUUAUCUCUUCUUACAGGUUUGAAUCCUCAGAUGAGCCCCUGAGAGGACUUCACGACCACCGGGAAGCUGGUGUUUCCUGUCACCAAGCAGAUGGUCUGGUGAUCCAGGAUAUGCGCCAGCUCUAGUGAUGCACAUUACCUUUCUGCUCCUGGAACCUCACCUGUGCCUCCGACAUUCUCCUCCCAGCCCGAGACUGCAUAUAUAAACUGGGAUGUGGGAAAGCAGGAAGCAAAGCUCAUGGUAACUGAGAGGCCCAUAUCUGGGUAGAACCAGGCCCAGGCCCACGACGCGGCCUCUCCCCUGACCUGGAGUUCAGGCUGCCGUGGCUCCGCUCAUGUGCUCAGCACCAUCCUUCUUUUUGUGCUUAAAUGGCACAGCAUUUGGUCAGCGCAUCUGAAAAGGAAGGUGUGAGAAGUAAAGCCCAUGGCCACCUAUCCCUGCCAAUUAUGUGGCAAGACGUUCCUCACCCUGGAGAAGUUCACUAUCCACAAUUAUUCCCACUCCAGGGAGCGACCUUACAAGUGCUUGCAGCCAGACUGUGGCAAAGCCUUCAUUUCCAGAUAUAAAUUAAUGAGGCACAUGGCUACCCAUUCGCCCCAGAAAUCUCACCAGUGUGCUCACUGUGAGAAGACAUUCAACCGGAAAGACCACCUAAAGAACCACCUCCAAACUCAUGACCCCAACAAAAUGGCCUUUGGGUGUGAGGAGUGUGGGAAGAAGUACAACACCAUGCUGGGCUACAAGAGGCACCUGGCCCUCCAUGCGGCCAGCAGCGGCGACCUCACCUGUGGGGUCUGUGCCCUGGAGCUAGGGAGCACAGAAGUGCUGCUGGACCACCUCAAAGCCCAUGCUGAAGAAAAGCCUCCCAGCGGAACCAAGGAAAAGAAGCACCAGUGCGACCACUGCGAAAGAUGCUUCUACACCCGGAAGGACGUGCGGCGCCACCUGGUGGUCCACACAGGCUGCAAGGACUUCCUGUGCCAGUUCUGUGCCCAGAGAUUUGGGCGCAAAGACCACCUCACUCGACAUACCAAGAAGACACACUCACAGGAGCUGAUGAAAGAGAGUCUGCAGUCUGGAGACCUUCUGAGCACCUUCCACUCCAUCUCUCCCCAAUUCCAACUGAAGUCGGCUCCGUUGUCUCCUUUUCCUCUAGGAGCUCCUGCACAGAACGGGCUUGCAAGUAGCUUGCCAGCUGAGGUACACAGCCACCCCCACAACCCCUCGGAUCAAACCUCCCAGCCUGUACAACCGCUGCCAGAGCCCCUGGCCCCCCUCCACCCCGUAACGUCUCCUAGCUCUCCUCCCCCUCCCCUCCAGAAUCACAAGUACAACACCAGUUCUACCUCAUACUCCCCACUUGCAAGCCUGCCCCUCAAAACAGAUACUAAAGGAUUUUGCAAUAUCAGUUUGCUUGAGGACUUGCCUCUGCAAGAGCCUCAGUCACCUCACAAGCUCACCCCAGGUUUUGAUCUGGCGAAGGGAAGUGCUGGUAAAGUAAACCUGCCCAAGGAGCUACCUGCGGAUGCUGUGAACCUCACAAUACCUGCCUCUCUGGACCUUUCCCCCCUGUUGGGCUUCUGGCAGCUGCCCCCCCCUGCUACCCAAAAUGCCUUUGGGAAUAGCACUCUCACCCUGGGGCCUGGGGAGUCUCUGCCCCACAGGUUAGGCUGUCUGGGGCAGCAGCAACAAGAUCCCUCACUAGCCAUGAGCACCAUGAGCCUGGGCCAGCUCCCCCUUCCUCCCAUUCCCCAUGUUUUCCCAGCUGGCACUGGCUCUGCCAUCCUGCCUCAUUUCCAUCAUGCAUUCAGAUGACUGGUUUUUAAAGCGUACUUUUCUUAUUCUGGAAGGUGUUUUAAGAAGCAUUUUAAACAUCAGUUAUAAUAAUACAAAGAUUUGGAAAGCAGGACUGAAAUAUGGCUUAUUCAGUGAUGACUGGCUUGAGAUGAGAAGAGUUCUCGAACUGCAUGUAUUGUGCCAAUCUGUCCUGAGUGUUCAUGCUUUGUACCAAAUUUAAUAAGCAAGUAUUCUUUAAUGGAACUGCAAAUAUUGUCAUAACCGACAUCCAAAUGAGGGCUGCUAUAUAUAGGUGUUUGUCAAAUUGAAUUUAAUCGUAAGCCAUGAUCAUAAUAAUGUUAACUAAUUUUAUGUGGCACUGCCUAGUAAGGGAACUAUGGAAAGGUUUGGAUUUCUCCAAAAUGGGAGAAUUUUUAAAAUAAGAAAAUAACCUUUAUAUUGCAUAUUAUAACUAGGCUGUGUAUUUCUUUUCAGGGAUUUUUCUACCUUCAGGGUUGGAUGUAGUUUAGUUACUAUUGCCAUAGCCAACCUGUAGUUUUACAGAAACAAUUUCUUGUGGAAUAAUAGACGUCUCCAUUUUUAAAAAGCAUUUUAAAUGUAGUUUGAAUAUUUUCCACAAGAUGCUACAAUGUGAGUUAUCACUUCAUUUAUCUUAAAGACUAAACUGGUUGUCAGUUACAUCUGACAGAAAAAAAAAAAUCACUGUGUAACCAGGUUAAGUGGUAAAAUAAUCCAGGCGUCAGUCAAAAAAAGCAUUUUGCUGACUUUAAUAUUGAUUAUAUUUUUUAACAGGAAUUUAAGAAAAUAUUACUGGAAUUUUAAAAUAUAUAUAUAUUAAACAGGAAUUUUCUUUGCUCUGGCUUAAAAUACUACUCUGCUUAAGUAUUAUUUUUAAUCACCAAUAAAUGCAUUUUAAAUUCAUCAUUUAAGUCAAUAUUAGUUUUAUUCAAAAAGGUUAACAUUUGCAAUGUAACUAUAAUCGAUGUCUUGAAUUUGGUAUCUAAUGAAUUUUAAAAAUAUAAAACCUAACCUUUUUUUUUUAAAGCUCCUUUGUCUUUUGUGUUUAGAGGCUUUCUAUAUGAAGAUAUAUCUUACAUAUAAUAAACUCUACAAAUCCUGCA